GUGGUAAUUGGGUUUCAUGGGAGCUCUGAAUUUCGACAGCAAGGACUGCAUUGGCCGCACACUCACAGGGAAACAAUGGAUCAUCCAUUCCAGAAACUCGCUACAGUUGUUCCUUCUGGUGAAAUCCUCCUCCGUGUCCAGAGACAGGUCUUGCCUACGAACCAUACAGAGGCAGGAAACUGUAAGGAGAGACGUGCCAACAUUCCAUUCAUUGUUGGAUGACCUGAGUCUUAAAUAUUUAAGCAACACCCAAAAUGAAAAGAAAGCAAGAACCUCCAUUUAUAUAGUACCUUUCAGAGUCUCAAUGAUCCAAGAUGGCAGUGUAAAUACUCGAGGGGUCAUCAUUGCCAUCUGCUUGCUGCUGCUGGUUAUUGUUUCACUGGCUGUCCUCUUCACGCUGUACUACAGACGUGGACGCUGCUUUAAACGACCCAAGCUGAAGUUCAGUCAGAAUAUUCUGAGAGAGCUGACCUUGAUCCAGUUGGAGUUUGACCCACCGUUUACUGUCAGUGGGAUGAUGAAGACUAUGGGAAACCGUGGCUCAGAUCAACAGUUCCAGUAUCACAACAUGAGGACUAGAGAAGAGGACUUCUCUCAAGCCAAUGAAUAGCAUCCUUGCCUCAGGAUGGCUGAAAUGCACAGAGAAAGACUGCAUCAGCAGAAACUCCUGGGGAAAUAAGGGACCUUCUUCCUAUGGUUUUCUUCUGGUCAUUAGGAGCAGAAGUAGAAAAAUGGUGCCAGGAGAAAGUACAUCUCACCCCUUUGUAUCUUAUUUAGAUCUUGCUAAGUUUUUGCUUUGUGUACAGUGGGUGUGAUCCAGCCAUAUCUGCUUUCAAUCCCGAUCAACCGAAUAUGGAGUAACUCUUGGAUGAUAUGUGAAGCGGGAGCAGUGGUCUCACAAAUCACUUAACUGUUUUUAAAAUAGAAGUCUUUUUUGUGUAUUAAUAAAAUCCUGCCAUUCAUUCUGCACUUUUACAACCUCAAGGUUUUCUGACGUUCUUGAUUAGUUGGAGUUCUUCAUUUUCGGGCUUUGGUUUCGAUGAACCUUCCUUGUCCAAUUCUCUGGGUAAUGCCAGCAAUGGAGCCAACACUUUUAUUUUGCCUUCAGCUACUGACUGUGCGGAUGAUGGCCAAUUUUGCCUCAGUAAUGGCUGGCUGUUGGCUGGGGCCCUGUACUACUUGAGGCCAGGGAUGCUCCUCUAGGCUGACACUGCACUAUAAUAGAGAGAGCCUUGCACCAACUGUGCCAUCUUCAAGAGAUUAAAUUGAAGCCCCCUCUUUCCUCUUGGGUGGAAAUAAAAUAUCCCAGAGCAAUUUUUAAAAGGGCAAAGAAAAGGGGUUACUUCUGGUAUCCUGGUCAAUAUUUAUUAAUCAAUCUAUAGUGCAGAAAUAGAUCACCCAGUCAAUUACUAGUAGGAGCUUGCUGGGCACAAAUUGGCUGCUGCAUUUCCUGCAACAGUGACUACUCUGCACUAGCUGCGAGGUCAUUGAAGAAGUUAUCAAUUUGACAUCGGUGCUUUGCAUCCUCUUGAUAUCCAGCCUUCUCUCAGUGCUUUGUGAGAAAGAUUUACCAGGUGCUUUACACAGAAGUACAAUGUUUCCAUUUUUAAGACUUGUUUGCCAGAGAUUGCAAAUGUUUUCAAUUUGUUUUUUUUAAAGAAUCAGUUGAAUUUGAACAGAAAAACUGUAAAGACUUGCAUUUAUAUAGCAGCUCUGGUAGCCACAUCUGGCCAGAAAGUACUUUGCAACUAAUUGUGUUUUUUGCAAUGUAGCCAUUGGUAUGGAUGUAGAAAUGUUUGUGGGAACUUACUGUGUGCCAUUUUGUGCAUAUCAAGUGCUUAGAGAAAAUGCUCAGGUAAUUGUUUUGCUGAUAUUGGUUAAGGAUAAAUAUCAGCCAGGACAAUAGGGAGGGAACUUCUCUGAUCCAGGAGAUCUGCUACAUCCACCUUAGAGAGAAGGCAGGUCACCAGUGUACUGUCUACUCUCAGAUGCAGGAUGAUCUUAAAGAAUUUCAGGCUAGAUUUUGUGGUUAAACCUCAGCAGUGGGAAUCUGAAGUUUCUGAGCCUGUAGUAGCAAGGCUCUGAUUAUAAUGUUUGUGUCCAGAAUUGAACGAAGAUUUUAAUACUUUUGCCAUCAAUGAGCUGCCUUCUACUUCUGGUGCCACACUGAGAUGCACUGUCUACUAGGAAGCUUCCAGAAAGAAAGCAAAUUACAAUGGAUGG
Molecule: messenger RNA, 2223 nt
Organism: Pristis pectinata (smalltooth sawfish)
Lineage: Eukaryota; Metazoa; Chordata; Chondrichthyes; Rhinopristiformes; Pristidae
Product: small integral membrane protein 35-like
Exons: 5
Coding region: 17-610 (197 amino acids)
Source: RefSeq, a predicted model, not a curated record